This is a messenger RNA of Bemisia tabaci, 1166 nucleotides long. RefSeq names its product stubarista 40S ribosomal protein SA (gene sta). The record is from RefSeq and is a predicted model, not a curated record. NCBI's taxonomy places the organism in Eukaryota, Metazoa, Arthropoda, Insecta, Hemiptera, Aleyrodidae. Gene Ontology annotation, molecular function: structural constituent of ribosome. Gene Ontology annotation, biological process: translation. Gene Ontology annotation, cellular component: small ribosomal subunit; ribosome.
CCCCAAAUUCCCAAAUUCCCUGUUUUAGGCUUCAUCCCGCGGAUUUCCCAUCCUUGUCUUCUCUUCAAUUCUUCAUGAUCUUGCCGACUGCUUCGUUUACACGUGUAGUGAAAGCCUGACCACUUUUUGUUGGUAGUCGAUGCUUUAAAAACCUUCAAAAUGUCAGGCGGGCUAGACGUAUUGAGUCUUAAAGAAGAUGAUGUGACCAAAAUGCUGGUUGCCACUGCGCACAUCGGCACAACCAAUGUUAACUUCCAGUUGGAAUCCUAUGUCUACAAACGGAGGAAGGAUGGUGUCCACAUCAUCAACCUGCGCAAAACUUGGGAGAAACUCCUGUUGGCCGCAAGAGCAAUUGCUGCUGUAGAAAACCCUGCCGAUGUCUACGUCAUCUCUUCCCGGCCUUAUGGACAGAGAGCAGUUCUUAAAUUCGCCACUCACACUGGUGCCACCCCCAUCGCUGGGCGAUUCACACCUGGUGCUUUCACCAAUCAGAUUCAAGCUGCUUUCCGAGAGCCGCGUAUCUUAGUUGUCACAGACCCAGAAUUUGACCACCAACCUGUGACAGAAGGAUCAUAUGUGAAUAUUCCUGUUAUUGCUCUGUGCAGCACUGACUCCCCCACUCGUUACAUCGAUAUCGCUAUUCCAUGUAAUAACAAGACACCCACUUCCAUAGGUCUUAUGUGGUGGUUAUUAGCACGUGAGGUUCUGAGGUUACGAGGUUUAAUCACCCGAGAAAGCAAAUGGGACGUCGUCGUUGACUUGUUCUUCUACAGAGACCCAGAAGAGGCGGAGAAAGAAGAACUGGCCGCAAAGGAAGCUGCUCCUGCUGCUGUCCCAGCUGUAAAGGCCGCUGAAGGUAUCGAAUACACAGCCCAGGCCGAUGACUGGAAUAUCCCAGCCGUACCUGAGGUCGUCCCAGUCGCCCAAGAUUGGAAUGCUGAGGUCCCAGCCGUAGCCCCAGUCCCUGUCGCUGCUGCUGCACCAGUGUACGCACCACCCCCCACACAAGCUGCUGAUGACUGGACUGCUCCCGUUUCAGAGGAAUGGCAAGCAGGCACCGAAUGGGCCAGUGGUAGUGGGAACUGGAACUAACUGUAAAUUCUCUUCUUUUUUUUUAAUAGAUUAUUGACAAGUUUAUAUUACAGCUCAUUUUUUUCUAUUACUUA